GAUCCGUGCCGUGCGCGACUGAUGCGAGCUGCGAGUGAGGUGAGCUGUCAAAUUGGAAAUAUGAAAAUCAUUUACGAGUGCAAAUUCUGACCCAAAACCGAGAAAAUUGCGUUUUAAUUCGGAACCGACAGUGAUUGUACCCCGGCGGAAGUGCAUUUUUUUUUUCUCCAGUUCCGAAGACGACGGUCAGCAGAAAGCCAUCAUGAAGAUCACCAUCAAAACAUUGAAGCAGGAGGCGUUCCACAUCGAGGUGGACGUGGAGAAGGACACCGUCCGGACGCUGAAGGAGAAAUUCUUCCAGGAGAGCAAACAGGACUACCCGGUCGAGCGGCAGCGGUUGAUCUACCUGGGCAAAAUCAUGGAAGACGAACAGCCGCUCAGCCACUACAACCUGGACGAUAAGAAGUUUGUUGUGGUUAUGAACAAGAAGCCCACGACGGCCCCGGCGGAACCGGCGGCCGCCGCUAGCAGUGCUUCGGCUUCGACCACGUCAGCGACGGCGGACAAGACUAGUACCGCCAAGAGUGAGGGUGCUCCGGCUGCUUCUGCCAGUUCCUCGACGGCAACCGCCAAGGCGGCCGAAGAAAAGCCCAAGGAGGCAGAGGAGAAGCCGAAGGAGGACAAAAAGCCGGAAGAACCUCCACAGGACGAUAUUCAAAUCAAGAUCCAGAGGAUAACGGAAAUGGGCUACUCGCUGGAGGAAGCCCGUAUCGCGCUCGAGAUCUGCGACAACAACCCGGAUCGUGCCGUCGAAUACCUUCUGUCGGAGAUUGCCACCAGCUCCAUGGGCGGCGGCGGCGGCGGUGGUGGUGGAGGUAAUGGCGGCGGGAGCGCUGCCUUAUCUGGCGGUGCCACUCAGGAGAGCAGACUGGCCUUCCUGCGGGAACAUCCAACCUUCCUGGAGAUGAAGCGUCUCCUCCAGGAGGAUCCCAGCCUGUUGCCGCAUUUACUGCAGAAGAUCCAAUCGAGCAAUCCGGACCUGAUGCGCAUCAUCUCCGAGAACCAGGUGGAAUUCCUGACGCUGAUCAACGAGGGCACCGAGGAGCCGUCCGAUGCCCGAAUGGGAGUGCCCCGGGAACUUGAAACGACUGCCGCCGCCAUGGUGGACAGUUUGACCCAGUCGGACAUGGAUGCGAUCGACCGGCUGAAGGCCCUCGGGUUCCCGGAACAUCUGGUAAUUCAGGCGUACAUUGCUUGCGAACGGAACGAGUACCAGGCGGCGGAUUUCCUCGUCUCACAGACGCUGGACGAUGACGAGUAAGCAAAAUGGCUUUUCUUUUUUCCCCCUUUUUCCUCUUGAAGAUGCGAUCCGAAGUAAGGUUUGAUUGGAUUUGGUUUAUGAAAAUAUGUUUCCCACUUUAGUAGAGUGACUCAACCGUCUUUUCCCGGAUUCCCCGUUUUCCCCGGUCCGAAUUUCAUACAAAUCCUCUUUCUAAAGUCAGCAAAUAGGGUUCCACGGCGAAUAAUAUAAACUUUUGAUUCAAAAAUCUUUCAUCUUUACAUCAACAGAAAAGUAUAGUUGAACUGAAAAAGACGAACAGUUGAUUCAAUCGCAGAAUAUUUUGGAAUCAACAUCGAAACAUUUGAAACCGGACAAACAUGGGUUACUUGAUUUUAGUUUCUUUGCUAGUAAGAACACACAAUAUAGCUGCUUGCCUUAGUGUUGAUGGUGGUCUGGAAUAAUUUCCGUCUGUGUUACGUCAACAGUCACAAGUUUGCGAUUCAGCGAAUCAGCUUAUUGUUCACUUUUUAUUGUUUUUUUUUAAUUAUUUUAACUGAAUAAGCGGUGAUGAUGAUGAUGAAUGUUUAACAACCCUACUACUGAAAAUUGCAUAUAAAAAAAAAACAAGUAUAAUUGUAUACAGAAAAACUCUAAAAUUUAAAUUACUACACCUACGCGAUUAUUGAAAUUGAUGAAAAAAUUAUCCAUUCUCAAAAAAAUUUUGCCCCAAAUAAAAUUUAAGGACUAUUGUAA
Messenger RNA from Aedes albopictus (Asian tiger mosquito), 1975 nucleotides. RefSeq names its product UV excision repair protein RAD23 homolog B (gene Rad23). Bases 203 to 1261 code for a protein of 352 amino acids. The transcript is spliced from 3 exons. NCBI's taxonomy places the organism in Eukaryota, Metazoa, Arthropoda, Insecta, Diptera, Culicidae. The record is from RefSeq and is a predicted model, not a curated record. Gene Ontology annotation, biological process: proteasome-mediated ubiquitin-dependent protein catabolic process; nucleotide-excision repair. Gene Ontology annotation, molecular function: ubiquitin binding; polyubiquitin modification-dependent protein binding; proteasome binding. Gene Ontology annotation, cellular component: nucleoplasm; cytosol.